AUGCACUGUCGUAAAGCGCCGUGGAUGGAUACAGUCGCAGCAAGUGAGAAAGGCAUGAAUCUGUGGGAUUUCGCAUCCAAGAACGGCUAUCCGACACCACUCAAGGUUUCUGGCUUCGGCAACUUAAUCCGUUCGAAAACGGCUCUGCACAAGUUCGGACAGCACUUUUACAACGGCAAGACAGUGGACCACGCUCUAUCAGACCCGACAAUGGCGCGCCUACUGGCUUACUGGAUCAACGCAAAAUUCAGCUUAUUUCGCAACAAAGAUCUAUCAGACGGGCUGCGGGAGGCAACCAAGGUUUCAACUCAGUUCUGCCGAAGUGAUGAUAAGCUCGGUGCUCUCCGAGACUCAUGA
This is a messenger RNA of Phytophthora nicotianae INRA-310, 357 nucleotides long. RefSeq lists its product as hypothetical. The transcript has a single exon. The record is from RefSeq and is a predicted model, not a curated record. Bases 1 to 357 code for a protein of 118 amino acids. Lineage: Eukaryota; Oomycota; Peronosporomycetes; Peronosporales; Peronosporaceae.